Molecule: messenger RNA, 8290 nt
Organism: Scomber japonicus (chub mackerel)
Lineage: Eukaryota; Metazoa; Chordata; Actinopteri; Scombriformes; Scombridae
Gene: fndc3ba
Product: fibronectin type III domain containing 3Ba
Exons: 27
Coding region: 139-3771 (1210 amino acids)
Molecular function (GO): protein binding
Source: RefSeq, a predicted model, not a curated record
GGAGUCUCCCAGUACGCGUCGAGCCGCGCCAGCAGACAGGCAAGACCCGACCCUGGGAAUAAAAAAACGCGCAGUCCCGUCUGUUUGAAGAUUAUUUUAUUGCAGCGAGGUAGGGCAGUUCAGUGAAUUUCUCCAUGAAUGUACGUCACAAUGAUGAUGACAGACCAGAUUCCACUGGACUUGGCUCCGCCCCCCCUCCUGAACGGAGAGGUCCCGCUCAUGCCUCACAUGGUUAACGGUGACGCAGCACAGCAGGUGAUCCUGGUGCAGGUGAACCCGGGGGAGACGUUUACCAUCCGGGCAGAGGACGGCUCACUGCAAUGCAUCCAGGGUCCUGCUGAGGUUCCCAUGAUGUCCCCAAAUGGGUCAAUCCCCCCUAUCCAUGUACCUCCAGGAUACAUCUCACAGGUUCUGGAGGAUACCACAGGGGUCCGUCGGGUGGUGGUGACCCCACAGUCUCCAGAGUGCUACCCUCCCUCCUACUCUCCAGCCCUCUCCCCCACACACCACCUGCCCCCCUAUCUGACUCACCCUCACUUUAUCCCAAACUCUCACUCUUUCUACCCCCCUGUCAGCCCCGGGGAUCUGCCCCAUCACCAGUACUACCAGCACCACCUUCCCCCCAUGUACGGCGAUCCAGAAAUCAUCCCAGUUUAUGGGAUGUCUAACUACAUAGGCAGAGAAGAGACAUACAGUAAGCCACAGCCAAAAAAGAUAAAGGAACAGAGACUAGAGAGACAGAAUCGGCUUAAUUCCCCUCCCUCCACUCUCUAUAAGGGCAGCCUGGGGCAAGCACACAACGGAUACAGCAACAAGUCACACACCCCAUCGCUUGGGUCAGUGGGGUCGGGGGGCGGAGUCAGCAGUACUGGAGGAAAGAAACCAGAGAGAAGACUCCGCAGUCCACGAAACAGUGAACCAGAGACACACACACAAGAUCAUGAUACAGAGGGGAAGCGUGUUCAAGAUAUGCUGUCUGCAAUCGACAAACCACAGGUGUCCAAUGUGCAGGCGCGGGCUGCACGAUUGUCCUGGGUCCCCCCGGCAGGCCUGGUGAACAGGCAUAGUAACGGGAUGCCUGUGUCCUGCUCCUAUGAGGUGUCUCUCUCAGAUAAGGGACGUGACGGAAAGUACCGCCUUGUAUACAGUGGCGAAGAACUGGAGUUUCAUCUGAAAGACCUAAGGCCAGUAACAGAAUACUACGUACGGGUGCUUGCAAUGUACAACUCGGUUCGAGGCUCGUGUUCAGAGGCCAGCUCGUUCAAAACACCCAACAGCGUCCCUGAUGUCCCACUACCCCCGAAACUCUCCCACCGCAACAAGAGUUCCCUCACCGUACAGUGGAAGCCCCCACUGGAAAACGGAUCCAAAAUCACAAACUACCUGCUCGAGUGGGAUGAGGGAAAGAAGAACAGUGUUUUCAGAGAAUGUUUCUUUGGGAACCUGAGACACUGUAAGCUGACACGAUUGUUCCCCGCCUGUGGCUACACCUUCAGAGUGGCUGCACACAACGAAAUAGGCACAAGUGGCUUCAGCACAGAGGUGGUGUUUUACACCAUGGGCACCCUGCCUGCUCUCCCUCUGGCACCGCGGCUGGUCAGGGCAGGGGUGUCCUGGGUGACUCUGGAGUGGGGACGUCCUGAGGGCAGUUCAAGCGAGGAGCAGCUCAAAUACACACUUGAGAUCCAGGAGGACAACAGCGGAACCGACUUUCAUCCAAAGUACACUGGAGAAAACUUGACCUGUACUGUACAAGGCCUGAAGAGGAGUACACAGUAUAAAUUCAGGCUGAUUGCAUCGAACAUGGAGGGGAAGAGCAAUCCCAGUGAAGUGUUGGUGUGUACCACCAAUCCAGACAAACCAGGCCCUCCAUCUACACCUUGUGUCACCGCAUCAACGCCCUACGGAUUUACUGUCACAUGGGAUCCUCCACAGGAUAACGGGGGCUCAGAGGCUCUUACAUAUCUGCUAGAGAUCUCAGAGGGAUGCUCUGAAGCGAGCCAGUGGGAGGUAGCGUACAGUGGUCCAGCAACAGAAUGUGUUUGUGAGCGCCUGACCCCUGGGACCAUCUACCGCCUACGUGUGUGUAGCAUCACCACGGGAGGACACAGCCAGUGCACUGUUAGUGUUCCAGUCCGUACAUUAAGCGUCCCACCAGGGCCCUGCCAGCAACCAAGGAUUGUGGGUAAAGCCAAACACAAGGAAGUGCAGUUAGAGUGGGACUCCCCUAUCUCUGAGGGAGUGUGUGAGGAGUGUGUGUUCAGUCUGGAGAUGAGCGAGGGGGACACCAAGCCAGCAGAGGUGUAUCAUGGGUCGGAGCUGCAAUGCACUGUUAGCAGUCUGUUACCUGGUGCCACGUACAGCUUCCGACUGCGGGCUGCCAACGAGGCUGGGUUUGGAGUGUACUCAGAGCCAACAGAGGUUACGACUGCAGCAGGUCCUCCUGGCCAAUGCGGGGCACCACUCAUAACUCUUACCAAUAACACCUGCGUAACACUUAACUGGGAGAGUCCUGAGGGUUCAGGUACAGACAUCUCUGAGUAUCGUUUGGAGUGGGCGAGGGAAGACGAACCUAUGGAGCUCAUCUACUGUGGAUCCGCUACACAGUGUGAACUAUCAGACCUGACGCCUGCCACAGAUUACUGCUGCAGGCUACAGGCAGUGAAUCAGGCAGGUGCUGGUCCUUACAGCGAGCAAGUGAGUUUCCGAACCCCGGCAACAAAUCCUGACCCGGUCUCCUCCCUCAACCUCCUGGACCUCCCGGUCUCAUCAGAGUCAGGUCACUCCCCAUCAACCUGCCUCUUCCUGAAGUGGGAGGAGCCAAACAGCAAUGGGGCGGAAAUCACCUCUUAUGUCAUCACCUUGGAUGACCAGACCAUCACUGUGGAAUCAGGGACAAGUCACCUUGUCUCAGGCCUGCAGCCAGACAGCGAAUACAGUGUACAGAUCCAGGCCGUGAAUGCCAUUGGCUCCAGCCCCUCGAGUCCACCUCUGCUGGUGAGGACACGCCCCCUGCCUCCAGCCCCGCCCCCUCUCGAAUGUUCGGCGGCCGGCCCUCAAAGCCUGAAGCUGAAGUGGGGUGAAAAUGCCAGCAACACACAUACGCGUGCCCUGCUCGCCGACGACAUGGUCUACACACUACAAAUGGAGGACAAAAACCACAGGUUUGUGACGAUCUACCGCGGUCCCAGCCAUACCUACAAGGUGCAGCGAUUGACUGAGUCCAGCAGCUACAGUUUCAGAAUACAGGCUAUCAGUGAUGCUGGGGAGGGUCCAUUCUCUGACACACACACCUUCUGCACCACCAAGUCUGUACCCCCUGCCCUCAAAGCUCCCAGAGUACACCAACUGGAGGGAAACAUGUGUGAGGUCACAUGGGAGACAAUCCCACCAAUGAGAGGGGAUCCUGUGAGCUAUGUGCUACAGGUAUUGGUGGGGCGUGAGUCAGAGUACAAACAGGUUUUUAAGGGAGAGGAGGGCGUGUUCCAAAUCUCUGGUCUCCAGGGCAACACAGAUUAUCGUUUCCGUGUGGGCGCCUGCCGCCGUUGCCAGGAUACGUGCCAGGAACUGUGCGGACCACUGAGCCCCUCCUCCUUGUUCACGCUGCGUCGCCAGGAGACGGCAUCGUCAGGAGAGAUGUGCGCCGUGGAAACCGGCAAAGGGGCAGGCCUGAUCUCCAGCGAUGAGCGCUUUGCAGCGCUGAUUGUUUGCGUGUUCGCGGGCUUCUCCAUCCUCAUCGCCUGCUUGCUACAGUACUUCUUCAUGAAGUGAGGGAAUUUUAACUAUAGGAUAGAAAGAGAAAGCAAAAUCACAGAGAAACUAUAAAAAAACGUCUAUGAAAGAACAGAAUUAAUGAAAUGAAAACAAACACUUGAGAUGUACUUCUAAGGCUAUAUAUAUGUUGUUUUUUUGUUUUUUAAUCAAACUAUCGAAUCAGGCUUUCCUUGCCUUGUUCCUGUUGUCUUCUGCCUUCACUCGGUUUGGUCUCAUUUCUCUCUAUGUCUCUGUUGUCUAUGUAUCAUUGUCUGUCUCAUUUGUUAAGGAUUUCUGUCGAGGGAAGCCUUUUCUUAGCUGUACCUCGGUUGGGAAAGAAAAACUGUUAAUCAAGCCUUAAAAUAGCUGUGAGCAAAGCAGUUGCUCCUCAGACUGACUUGCAUGUUUUUAUUUUGUAUCUUUUUAAAACAUAUACAGUUAGAGAACAUGUAUAUUUCUUGACAGUCAUUGCCUUACUUUUUUUGUUUGUUUCUUUUUGUUUUUCAAUGUUUAAUUUGCAUUUUUUGCUGCAGUCUUUAUUCAUUCAGCCAUAUUCCAAUGUAGGCCUUCAAAGCUUUAGCCGUUCAUACUGUUAUUAUUCAAUUUGUUUCUACUCUACAGGCUGUCAGUCAAUUCAUGCAAUCUGCACCUGCUCUCACACACACAAACACAGGCUGACACAAUACACACACACACACACACACACACACUUACAUAUAUAUAUGCAUACACACAUAAAAUUACACUCAUGCAAAGACAAUGAGAAACAACCAUUUCCUCCUAAGACGUCAAUCACAUAUCUGCUCAGCUUUUAACAUUCAAUCACUCACUCAUUCAGCUACCAAAGUGAUGCAAUCCAUGUGUGGUGUAAGAUGCUGCUAUCCUGUGAUUUUAUUAUAACUAAGAAAGAAUGGAAAAACCAGUAAUCUAAUAUAUAUAUAUACACACAAGAUAUAUAUAUAUAUAUAUAUAUAUAUAUAUAUAUAUAUUUGUAUGUGUGUAUACUGUUAUACAUAUACAUAUACAUAAACAAUAACAAAUAUAUAUGAUGUUAAGUGAUGUAAUAUAAGUGAUGGCAAUGUAAGGUCUGAAGUUAAUUGUGAAAGGGGAGGAGUUGAUGACUCUAGGUGCUCACAGACAGCAGCUCUGAGGUCAGUUCAGCAGCUUGUGCUUACAGUUGAAGGAGCCCUCACACGCUGGCCUCAAUUCAAAAUCUGAACCAUUUACAGGUAUUUGAAUGUUAACAGUAUGGGGCAUAAACUGGCUUUAGGAAGCAGGGCUUGGACUGUGAUUGGCUGCAACUUGCCAGGAUAGCUCUGGCCUGAGCAUUUGACUGGCUCUCACUUCCAUGUUUUACCAUCUCAAGUACCAUUGCUCCAGCCUAUUUAUCUUUAGCUUUAGUAGCGAUGUGCCCACAGCAUCGCAGACCCAGAGGUGCUAACAGUCUGCCAGCUAGCCGCCCUUCUCAGAGCUGUGUAUGUGUUUGUGUGUGUGUGUGUGUGUAUGUGUGUUAACCAGGAAAGCCAUUAGGAGUUAGCUUAAGCUUUACCCCUCUGCAAUUUAGCCAGCCAUCAGCCAGAGCAGUGCUGAAGCUGUAGUUUUAUCUUCCAGCUAGUCUGUGAAUCGAUACAUCUGAAGACUCUUCUCUUCUUAUCUCCUCUCCUGCCUAUAAUUACAUGUAAUUACCUUUUGCUCUGGCUGCUUCUCUCUUUCUUUCGAUCCAUCCCAUCUCUCUGCCCAUGCACUAAUCUCACUCCCUCCCUCUUUUCUCUCUCUCUAUUAAAAGGUGCUUUAUUGACAUGUAAUCAGAGCAGUAGCAAGUCUGUGGUGGUCUCUCCUCAGACGGACAUGUUCUCUGGGGACUUGAACUAAUGUUCACUAAACAAACAAGCCUUUGACAGAACACAACUCAACAGAACAGGGCAUUCUGACACACGUUACACCCCCUGACCUUCCCCCCCGUGACUCCCGAACCCCUUUACCCCAGCCCGAAAAACUAAGCCAAGGUACAGCCCAAUACAUACCCUGAUGAUCCAAAGAAGUCACCCUGACCCGCAUUAUUAACGAGUGACAUGUCCACUUUUUGUCGGGUGGGGUGUGGGGAAGUAGGGAUUGGGUGGGAAAACGGGGUUAGUACGGGGGGCGGGGUAGUAGUGUAGCUCCGCCGCUCAGCUCUGAUUGGCAGCCUGUAACGUACCUCAGGGAUAAGGCCUUACAGAGGGGAGAUCUAAUCCUGUCAUCCCCAUUGCUGUCAUCACAGUCAUUAUAUUAGCCUCUCUUCCUCUGUUUCUUGCUGUCUUCCUCCCUUCUCCUCUUCUUCUUUUGUUUUUUGAUGCUGUAUCUUGUCCUCUGUAUCUGUCUAUGCUGUGCCUUGCUCCUGUAUGUGUCAGUAAGCAAAGUGGUUUACUAGCUCAAAAUACCUUUGCCAAAGUCGAUGGGAAAGUUAAGGUAGAGUUCUUUUGUAGGUUUUAUUUAUACUAUAUAUUUGCAUACAGUACUUUACAUGCCAAUUACAGUGCAAUCUUCAUUUAUUUAUUGUUUAAAGAUUAAGAGACAAGUGUAGUUAUAUACUAAUUUUUUUUCCUUGUAGCAUGUUUUUUUUUUCUUUUUAAAUUUUUUUUUUAAAUGGACGUAUGUUAGAUUGUAUGAUUAAGGCCAGCAUUCCUUAUCUCAGUAACCCUUUAAGUAUUUCUCUUACAGCUGUUGGGAACCUGUAGCUCAUCAGUCCAUGCCUUGCAGUUAUCAUGCCGUUUCAAACAUGUAACCAAAUGCCUAUGUAUUGUUUUUUUUUUGUUUUUUUUUGUUUUUUUUGUUUUCUCAUCUCCUGUUUCGGCCAUGCACAGCUGAGCAGUUCUUUUAAUGUUUAGAGAGAGACAUGUAGCAAAGCCAGGCCUUAGUUUCAGUUCAAGUCAUCUGUAUUGGGAUAAACGUCGUUGCCUUUGGCUUUUUUUUUUCAGAUUAGUGUUAUAAUGAAGCUUCUGAUAUGUUUUUACUGUUUUAUUGCCAAAGUGCAGGCUUCUCGUGUCCACUAGAUGUUGCGUUUCCAGUUAUCUAAAGGGUUCUGUGAUGUUCUUCUGUAAUGACACAGCAUUACAAUUAUUAUUAUUGUUAUUAUUCUCUGAAAAGGAAAAAAAAACAUUAACUUGAUCUGUGAUUACGCUUCUUUUCAUAUUAUCUUUUAUUAUUUUUGUCUUGUAAAGCAAAAUGUGCCAUUUUGAAAAUGUGUAGCCCCUUUCGCAGGAAAGUUUUUAACACAACCUGAUUUCACACUGAAAAAAAGGCAAAACAAUCAUACAAUAAUUUCAGGCAGAUGAUAAUAAUAAUAUUGUCGAUUCCUUGUUAAGGCUAGUGCUGGUAUAGCAGUAGUGAGUAUUUUUUAUCCAGUAUUUUGCUAAGAGAUGAUAUACAGAGAUAUCUAUAGAGCUAUAGAAUGAGAUGGUAAAUACAUUAUGACUAACAGAGUUGAAGCACUUUUUUUAUGCCGAGCAUUAGUCUUGAUGAGGUUAAUAUGAGUGAGAGGAGACAUGCAGUCCUUCGUUCUGUUCCAAACACUACUGCCAACGCCGUCUGUUACAUUCAUUGGCAUUAUUCUGUCGUUGGCGUCACUGUGACAUUGGCAUUACUGGAGCACAGUUCUGUGCUUCUCAAAUGGCACCCCGCUCUCUGCAGAAUACAAACUACAGCAAACAAAGGAAGUACAGUUCAUAGGGAGCGAGGUGCCUUUCUCAGACGUGCUCAUGGUGUGUCUACCAAGCCUGUUGCAUUUUAGUCGACAGGUUAUGUGUGAGGUGUCCUGUCCUUAUACCCCCCCCCGAAGUUAUGUUGCCCACCCUUAUUCCCCUUUUCAAGCCUUAAUGCCCCAAUGGGAGAGCAGGUCAGGCCAAGGUCAGACCAGUCAUGUUAGUGUUGAAUAGUCUGAGGUUAACUUGGGGUUAACUGAAAGGCUGUAUGUUUGUGGGAUUAGUACUCCCUUUAUGUGCUUUGGUUUUUUUUUGUUUUGUUUUUUUUUUAAAUGCUGGUGAUUUUAUAGACCUCCCCCUAACUACCCACCCUGCAGGUCCUGCACAUUUGGUGGGUAUGUUACGAAUGAUAAACUUCUUUUUUUUUUUUGCCCAGCAACCCCACGUCUGUGCCUUCUGAUUAUGAUUUUUUUUUUCUUAUGUUUUGUACGUUUUACAGCAAGUAGAGAUUUUGACUGAGAGAUUGGCGAUUUGACAAAUGAGACUCACAGGUAUUUAACUAUUUUUUAAGCAAGACAAAAACAAGAAACAUAUUUUUACCUCACAAUUUAAAAACAAACAUUCCAAUGUUGUCAUGGUCUACGAAUUGAAAAAAAAAAAAAGAAAUUCAUGCAUUUCUUCUUGUAUUGUAAAUGUUAGACAAUUUCAUAUGCAUUAUAUAAAAGAAACUGCCAUAUCAAUUUUAAUGUAUAGAUUUUUGCAAAUACUACCCUAUGUAUGUAAGACGUAACUGUAUCGGUAGCGUAUAUAUAAUAUAUUUAUGCCCAAUAAAUGUUUUAAUUUUUUUCUGACUUUGA